CCUUAUCCAUUUAGAUUUUUAUCCUCCAAAAAGUUUGAAGCUCCCAUAUACUCUCUCUCUCCCCAAAGGCUUCCCAACAGAGAAAUCCAUCUCUGUAACUUGGGAUUCCUCCAUUUUUCCAUUUUCUUCGUCAAAUGUCAGCCUCUGCAGUUUCAAUGGCAGCUGCAGCUUCAGUUUCCUCUUCUCCACYCUGCAAGAAAGUCUUCAACCUCUCGCUCCCCCAACAACAUUCCACCCAAAUCCCCCCUCAUUUCUCUCCGAAACAGAAGCCAUUGAAGCUUCUCGAGCUCAAAAUUCGCUUGCCUAACUUCCACCCUCUCUCUUUCUCCUCCGCGUCUCAUCUUUACACCUCUCCACCUGCGUUCGACGAAGAGGAAAACGCAGAGGAUGAAGAAUUGGACGGAAAAUCAGAAAGCCAAGAGGAAGAGGAGCAAACCGUAUCGGCAUCUCGCGAAGCUGGGAAGCUCUAUAUCGGAAAUUUACCGUAUGCGAUGACCUCUUACCAAUUGACUGAGGUGUUCGCGGAAGCCGGCCGCGUGGUUUCUGUACAGGUUAUUUAUGACAAAGUUACAGAUAGGAGCAGGGGAUUCGCAUUUGUGACAAUGGCAACUUUGGAGGAAGCUAAAGAAGCAAUUCGAAUGUUUGAUGGCUCUCAAAUUGGCGGUCGGACAGUUCGGGUCAACUUCCCAGAAGUUCCAAGGGGAGGAGAAAAGGAAGUCAUGGGGCCAAAGAUAAGAAGCAGCUAUAACAAAUUUGUAGAUAGUCCUCACAAGAUAUAUGCAGGAAACCUUGGUUGGGGACUUACUUCUCAGAGUCUUAGAGAGGCUUUUGAAGACCAACCAGGGAUAUUGGGUGCCAAGGUUAUCUAUGAUAGAGCAUCUGGAAGAAGUCGAGGUUUCGGGUUCGUAUCUUUUGAAACUGCUGAGGAUGCAGAGUCUGCUAUGAAUUCCAUGAAUGGGGUGGAAGUCGAAGGGCGGCCGCUUCGGUUGAACAUAGCUGCAGGACAGGCUCCAACUUCUCCAGCAGCAUUCGAGAGAACCAAGAGUACUCUCGACAGUAGCGAACUGCUUACUAGUUUCAGUGCCUGAAAUUUGAUGUUGAUAGUUGAGGAGUUGGCUUGAAAAUUAAUCUGAAACUGAAGGGUAGGGAAACUGUUUUGCAAAUUGCAUACCCUCUGGACUUCCCAAGCAGUUCCCUUUCAUUCCAUGCUCAGCUACCAUUGUCUAGGAAGCCUAGAUCUAUUCAUCGAGUGCUGGAUGUGAGUUAUAGUGGGAAAGAGAGAAGAUAAUGCCACAGAUUAACGAGUUUGUCAUUUAUGACUUGGAAUUAGACUGCUGUACUAUGGAGUAGUCUAUCGCUAUGAGUUAAUAUUACAAUAUAUCAGUCUCUCGGCCUUAUCUUA
Molecule: messenger RNA, 1402 nt
Organism: Momordica charantia (bitter melon)
Lineage: Eukaryota; Viridiplantae; Streptophyta; Magnoliopsida; Cucurbitales; Cucurbitaceae
Gene: CP33
Product: chloroplast RNA-binding protein 33
Biological process (GO): chloroplast rRNA processing
Cellular component (GO): chloroplast thylakoid membrane
Molecular function (GO): mRNA binding
Source: RefSeq, a predicted model, not a curated record